AUGUGGCUCAGAGUCUUUACUGCUUUCCUUUCCUUUGUUACAGGCACUUGCUCGGGGCUGAAGGUGGUGGUGCCAUCGUACACCGUCCAUGGUAUCAGGGGUCAGGCCCUCUACCUCCCUGUGCACUAUGGAUUCCACACUCCGGCAUCAGACAUUCAGAUCAUAUGGCUGUUUGAGAGACACCACACGAUGCCCAAAUACUUACUGGGCUCUGUGAACAAGUCUGUGGUUCCCGACUUGGAAUACCAACACAAGUUCACCAUGAUGCCACCCAAUGCUUCUCUGCUCAUCAACCCACUGCAGUUCACCGAUGAAGGCAAUUACAUUGUGAAGGUCAACAUUCAAGGAAAUGGAACUCUCUCAGCUAGUCAGAAGAUACAAGUCACUGUUGAUGACCCUGUCACAAAACCCAUGGUACAGAUUCAGCCUGCCUCUGGGGCUGUGGAGUAUGUAGGGAACAUGACACUGACAUGCCUGGUGGAAGAAGGUACCCGGCUGGCUUACCAGUGGCUAAAAAAUGGGAGACCUGUCCAUACCAGCUCCAACUCCUUUUCUCCCCAAAACAACAUUCUUCAUAUUGCUCCAGUGACCAAAGAAGACAUUGGGAAUUACAGUUGCCUGGUGAAGAAUCCUGUCAGUGAGAUGGAAAGUGACAUCAUUAUGCCCACCAUAUAUUAUGGACCUUAUGGACUUCGAGUUAAUUCUGAUAAAGGACUAAAAGUAGGGGAAGUGUUUACUGUUGACAUUGGAGAAGCCAUCUUGUUUGAUUGCUCCGCUGAUUCUUAUCCUCCCAAUACCUACUCCUGGAUCCAAAGGACUGACAAUACAACAUAUGUCAUUAAGCAUGGGCCUCUCUUGGAAGUUGCAUCCCAGGAAGUAGCCCAGAAAACAGCUGACUAUGUGUGCUGUGCUUACAACAACGUAACUGGAAGGCAAGAUGAAACUCAUUUCACAGUCAUCAUCACUUCUGUAGGACUAGAGAAGCUUGCACAAAAAGGGAAGUCAUUGUCCCCUUUAGCAAGUAUAACUGGAAUAUCGCUCUUUUUGAUUAUAUCCAUGUGUCUUCUUCUCUUAUGGAAAAAAUAUCAACCCUACAAAGUUAUAAAACAGAAGCUAGAAGGCAGGCCAGAAACAGAGUACAGAAAAGCACGAACAUUUUCAGGCCAUGAAGAUGCUCUGGAUGACUUCGGAAUAUACGAAUUUGUUGCUUUCCCAGAUGCUUCUGGUGUUCCCAGGAUGCCCAAUAGGUCUGUUCCAGCCUCUGAUGGUGUAUCAGGGCAAGAUUUGCACAAUACAAUUUAUGAAGUUAUUCAGCACAUCCCUGCCCUACAGCAAGACCAUCCAGAGUAA
Eptesicus fuscus (big brown bat) is the source of this 1350-nucleotide messenger RNA. RefSeq names its product HEPACAM family member 2 (gene HEPACAM2). NCBI's taxonomy places the organism in Eukaryota, Metazoa, Chordata, Mammalia, Chiroptera, Vespertilionidae. The record is from RefSeq and is a predicted model, not a curated record. The coding region runs from base 1 to 1350 and encodes 449 amino acids. The transcript is spliced from 8 exons.